Hyla sarda is the source of this 8511-nucleotide messenger RNA. It is a transcript of the gene RREB1, whose product is annotated as ras responsive element binding protein 1. Gene Ontology annotation, molecular function: DNA-binding transcription activator activity, RNA polymerase II-specific; RNA polymerase II cis-regulatory region sequence-specific DNA binding. Lineage: Eukaryota; Metazoa; Chordata; Amphibia; Anura; Hylidae. The transcript is spliced from 14 exons. The record is from RefSeq and is a predicted model, not a curated record. Gene Ontology annotation, biological process: regulation of transcription by RNA polymerase II. Gene Ontology annotation, cellular component: nucleus. The coding region runs from base 516 to 5720 and encodes 1734 amino acids.
CAAAACGAGAGAAAAAAACACAUACACACAGAUAAAACAAAACUUUUUAGAAGUUGUGUGACCCAAUGUUAGAGGAGAUGAUGUUGCUCUUUUUUUUCCCCCUCCCCUCCCCCAUCUCCUCCUCUCUCCCCUGUCUCUCCGCCCUCCUGACUCUCCUUCCCCUUCCUUGUUAAAGUCUUUCUACCAACCAGCUUUGAGCAGCAACAGCAGCAGCACCAAGAGCAGCAUUUUGCCUGCAGGACCUGAUGCUCAUCCAUAUUAGACUGGCUUGAGCUGAGGAAUCCGGCCAGAUCAUCUCCUCCUAGAGCAAAGUUUAUUUUUAACUAGCAAAGCACCACCAGAUCCUGGAUGGUGCUGCUCUCAGCCCCGUGCGAGGAGGACUACCCAACUUUCUCAGCGGACAGGACAGCAGCUUGUCACUUUUUUGGGGGAAGACAGUAUGAGGUGAAGACAUCCUUUCUAAGAAACCUAAAGAGAUCCCUAUCGUGAGUUGGACAGAGAGCUGGCGUUCACCGAUGGAAAACCAGGCUGCAGUGUAUUGGUGCCCAGCUGGAGGAGGAAUUGAAGGGAUGCUGCCAGCUAGCUUUUCAACCGGGCCCUGCCAGAUCCAGCCUUUCCAGCAGCCAGGGAGCAGCCUGGUUGUUAAAGUUCUAGAGAGAGUUGCUGCUAACUCUACGUAUAGUGUUUCUGCCACCAUUAUGACAGAUAAAAGUAUUAGACAAGACGUUCAAACCACUACUGAGCACAUGGCCAAGGAUGGAGCGAAAGAAACAACAAGCGCAAAAGAUCACAUGAAACCGGGCAACCUGUUUAAUGGUUCAGAGGCAAAUGACUUAUCUUCUGUGAAUGCAAUGAUGUCAGCUGUGAUGAGCACAACAAAUCUUGCUGAAAAUGGUGCGAACCUCCAGAACACUAAAUCACCAGGAAAAUGUCCACCUCCGAAUCGGAUUGGUAGGAGAAAUCAGGAAUCAAAGGAGGAGAAGUCCUCAUAUAUAUGCCCCUUAUGUGAAAAGGUCUGCAAUUCACAGCACCAGCUUACUAUGCACAUCCGUCAGCACAAUACUGACACCGGAGGAACAGAUCAUAGUUGUAGCAUCUGUGGGAAAUCCCUGAGCUCUGCUAGCUCUCUUGACCGCCAUAUGCUUGUCCACUCUGGAGAGCGGCCUUACAAAUGUUCGAUGUGUGGGCAGUCCUUCACUACCAAUGGGAAUAUGCACAGGCACAUGAAGAUUCAUGAGAAGGACCCAAAUUCUGCAAUAACUACAAGCCCUCCUUCCCCACAUAAACGAAGGAGGCUGACAUCUAAAAGAAAACCAGGCCCUGAAGAGGAAACCGAGAAAGAACCGGCUCCUCCAGCAAAGAAGGUGGUUGAAGAAAUUCAGCAAGUUGAGCAAUUGAAAAAGACUGAGGAUGUCCUUCCCUGCCCUUUGUGCGCUAAAGAAUUUCCUUGCAAGUCUAGUCUGGAUACUCACAUGGAGACUCAUCCAGAAGCCUCUCUAAAGUGUGACAUUUGCUGCAUUUCAUUUCGUACCCACCGUGGUCUGCUAAGACAUAAUGCUGUAACCCACAAGCUGCUCCCCAGAGACCAGUCUGGAAAGCCAUUCAUUCAAAACAACCCUUCCAUCCCAGCUGGAUUUAAUGACUUGGGCUUUACUGACUUUUCUUGCAAUAAGUUUCCUAUCAUUUCUCAGGUCUGGUGUGAAACCAAUUUACGAAGAUGCAUCAGCGAAUUGCACAGUUUCAUAUGUGAAAUCUGCAACAAAGCGUUCCCGAUGCCAUCCGCUCUGAAACUGCACUUGGAAACCCAUAAGGGGGAUCAGGUUCACGGUCUGCACAAGAUUGAAACAUCGACUGGGGAGAAUCAAGAACAGAAAGCUUUUAUGGCAGCCUUGGGCCUGCAGUACACCAAAGACAUCAAGCCUGUCAGUCAAGGGGAUAAUUCAUCAGACUGUUUCCAGGCCAUACACAUAGAAGCUAUGAAGAGCAACCUACCUCACGAGCUUGGUAGCAACACAACUAUGCUAAAGUUGUCUCCUUUAGAAGCACCCCCUGUUGUUGGUCCUUUCUCAGUCCUACCCUCAGCGAAAGAAAACAUGAAAUUGCUUUCCUUGCAGCCUUUCCAAAAAGGCUUUACUGUACAACCAGACAAUAGCAUUGUGGUAAAACCUAUCUCUGGAGAGUUGGCUGAUAUUCAGCAGAUAUUAAAGAUGGCUACUUCAGCACCAUCUCAGAUUAGUCUUCCACCAUUGUCUAAAAUGUCUCCUGCCAUUAUUAAACAUAUGCCGCCAUUAAAGCCAAAGCCACCAGUGACUCCUCGUACAGUUGUUGCUGCCUCUACUCCCCAAUCUCAUGCUACCAAUCAGCAGACUUCCCCAGGCUGCAUCAGCCCUAGCCUUCCUCCCCCACCUUUACGGAUUAUAAAGAACACUGUGGAAUCUGCCACAAGCGCUAUAUAUUUACAAUCCAGGUCCGGAGCCAACUCCAGCUCCUCUACACAGAACGCCCAAGUACCAAACUCUGAAUUCUUGAAACCACGAGAUCUAAAGACACAGCUAGAACAGGACAGUAUUAUAGAAGCCUUUAUGCCUUUAGACCUGGAGGUAAAGAUCAAACAAGAAGUAGCUGAAGGGGAUUUGAAAUCAAUUAUUUCUGGAUCAAAUGGCAAAAAAACAAACCAAGCCAAAAAAGUGUUUUAUCCUUGCCGCUUCUGUGAUCAGGUAUUUACAUUCUCUGGUGUAUUGCGGGCCCACAUACGCACUCAUUUGGGCAUAUCACCUUACCAGUGUAACAUAUGUGAUUAUAUUGCGGCUGACAAAGCAGCUCUAAUACGGCACCUGCGAACACACAGUGGUGAAAGACCGUACAUAUGUAAAAUAUGCCAGUACCCUUUCACUGUUAAAGCUAACUGUGAGAGACACCUACGUAAGAAGCAUCUAAAGGUCACCAGGAAGGAUAUAGAAAAGAACAUUGACUAUGUAUCCACAAAUACAUCUGAAAUGGUGGAUGCCCUCUGUUCCCCUGACACAGUUUGCAAAUGCUGCGGGGAAGACUUGAAGAGUUAUCGUGCUCUUCAUAUACAUAUGAGGAGCCACAGCAACUUUCAGAAAAAGAAACUUUUUGAAUGCAAAGAGUGUGGCACAGCCUUUUCUGCCAAAAGAAACUGCAUUCACCACAUACUCAAGCAACACCAGCAUUUGCAAGAAAAAGAAAUAGAGAAUCACAUCUUGAGUUCCUGUAGCCCAGAGCAAAGAAGAGUAGACACUCCACCAUUGGAGGAUAGCACUUACCUCGAACGUAAACCUACCACAUCUUACUUAGAACCACAGAAUGGAUUUCAUCAUGGGGGAGUUUCUUUUCCUCUAAAACUUGAACCUGCUUCCAGCUUUCCUGUGGACCUUGAUGAACCCUUAGACUUUUCUCAAAAGAACAAAAACCCAUGUGUGUUUCCAGUAAAGGAGGAGCCUGUCUUCACUUCCCUUGCCUCUUUUGAUUCAUCCAUGGAACCCAUUGAUCUCUCUAUACCCAAAUAUGCUAAGCAGGACAAAGAGAACCCACCAAUUCAACCAAACACUCAAGAGCAAAUAUGUGGCCCUAUCAGUCAACUCUUUAGCUGUCAGCCCUACCAACUUCCCCUAAGUGCCAAUGAGCUCCUAGAAAAAGCUGCGGCUAUCACACAUUCCAAACCAGUGAAAAACCCUGUACACUUGACUGUUCCAAUAAUUUCUCCUGCCGUUCUUGGAAGUGCAACUAUUCUCCGCCCUUUGAGGCCUAAACCACCUCCACUCUUGCCAAAGCCACCAGUCACUAAAGAGUUGCCACCACUGGCUUCCAUUGCACAGAUCAUUUCUUCAGUAUCCUCUGCUCCAGCUUUGUUAAAAACUGAUGUAACAACGCCUAGCUCUCAAGUUGCUGCCAACAAUUCAUCAACCCCUGAGAAAUCUGGCACUUCCAAAUCACAGAUGACAAUCCAGAAUAAGGAACCUGCCCCUCCCAGUGAUGCAUCCCAUAAUGUUACAAACUUGACAAGCCUAUCAGACCUCUCCAAUCCUGCUGCUACAGUGAUAGGAGCAAAGAAAAGGGGCAGAAAGAAGGGAACUAAAAAUAAGCCCAAGGUAGCAAUGGGUGUAGACCUUGAAUCAAGUGGUGAAUUUGCAAGUGUAGAGAAGAUGUUGGCCACAACGGACACGAAUAAGUUCAGUCCAUAUCUGCAAUCCACAGAACAUCUUAAAGAGGCUGUAGACAAAAAUGGUACAAGCGAUGAUGAAAGAGACAGCAGUGAAGAUAAAAAAACAAAAAGAAAUUCCUACUCAAAUUCCUUGCAGAAGAUAACCUGUCCUUACUGUCCCCGUGUUUUUCCCUGGGCAAGCUCCUUACAAAGACACAUGUUGACUCACACAGGUCAGAAGCCCUACCCGUGUGCACAGUGCGAUGCCUUCUUUUCUACUAAAUCGAACUGUGAGCGCCAUCUUUUACGCAAACAUGGAGUUGCCAACCUCUCCUUAAGAAGAAACGGUCUUAUGGCCCAGUCUAAAGAAAGUGAUGUUGGAUCUCAUGAUAGCACAGACAGUCAGUCUGAUGCAGACUUGUCAUCUGCAGAAGUUGAUGUCCUAGACCUGACUUCUGGGGAAAGGGAGAAAGCGGAGCAGGUUCCACUGACAGUCAGCAAGCAGGUAUCCACCAACAAGGAAGCUGCCGAUCUGACCGUUUACCCAGAGAAGUCUAAGCAGGAUGAAGAGGAACAGUUGGAGGAUGAUGCUGUGAGCAACAAAAGCCUAGACCUUAAUUUUGCGAGCAAGCUCAUUGAGUUUAAGCUGUCGCCGAGUGAGCAGGCUACCAACAACUCUUGUGAUGUCUGUGGGAAAAACUUUAAGUUUGCUGCCACUCUAGGCAGACAUAAGAGGGCACACUCGUGUGUAAGCAAGGGACAAGAGAAAAAUGCUGAACAUAAAUUCAAUGACUUAUCAACCCACAUAUUCAAUUCUACACCUGUAAAUACUGAUGAGCAAGAAAGUCAAGAUGAAGAGCUCCCUGUUGACUUAAAAGUUUCUAAGUCUACUGUGGCGACUGAACCAUUAGGACAGAAGCAAACAGAGAGUGAAGACAUUUUGGAAGACAAGUUAGAAAAGCCAUUGGAUAAAAGUGAUGAUGACAAGGACAACAAGCCUGAGACAAAGGGGACAAAGGCAGACAAACGAAAGAAGAUCUGCACAGUCUGUAGUAAACGUUUCUGGUCCCUUCAGGAUCUCACAAGACACAUGAGAUCUCACACAGGUGAGCGACCCUACAAAUGUCAGACAUGUGAACGCACUUUUACUCUCAAGCACAGUCUUGUUCGUCACCAGCGAAUCCACCAGAAAAUAAGAGAUACUAAAAGCCAAGGGAAGGAGAGCGACAAAGAGGAACAGCUGCCAAGAGGAGAUGAUGAAAGUGAUGCAGAAUCCAUGCAGAGCAGCACACAGCACAUAUCGGAAAAUGAAUGCGAUACACCAAUCUUUAGCAGCCUUGCUGUGACUAGGAGCAAAAAAAGCCAAUCCCCCAGUGCGGAUGCUGAAGAAUCAUCACAAAACAAUGGAGCUGCAUCUAAAGAUGGCCACAAAGAUCCAGGCAGCCAUAAGCCGGCUGAGGCCAAAACUGUAGAGGGUGGUAACAAAGAGCCUGAAAAGGCUACUAUACAGCUUCUAACCUCAGAGGGAUCCCUGCCUGUUGGAGGACCUAAAUGAGCCAAGAACAGGAGGUGCCCUUCCUGAUAAGACAGAAUCAUACUUACACUUGAUCUUUUCAUUAGAAUUUUCUACAGGAGAUUAUGGCAGGCCAUACCAUGUGCCAUAACCUUUGUUUAAAUCCGAAAACGUUAUAUGGGAUGUUGAGUGCCUUACUACUUUGUGUUUUUGGUAUUACACUUUUUCAAUAUUCAGUUUUGUAAGUAAAAGAGGAUACUCCUUUGACAGAUGGUCAAAGAGGACAUUUCCCACUAAAGCAUUAAACAUUUUUGUGUCUACAUCAAUCACUGUCUUUCCAGAGGUGGACAUUUUCAGGUUGUGGAGAAAGCAAUAUGUUACUGCAGCCAAUAACUGGAAGGAAGUCAAUGGACAAGCAGAAAUGGUUUUAUACCAGACCUCCUGACCUCUGCUAGUUUUCAACAUUUCUCAGCUUUGAAUUUGCUGUGGACCUGUCAUUUUACAAGUGCUGGAUGAAUUUGUUCACAAAAUGUAUGGCGUAUGCCAUAAGCCAGGAAAAAAAAAUAGCAAUUCUGAACUUUACAACCUGAUCCUGCACAUAACGUAUCUGUAUGGUGUUAUUAUUGAGUAGUUGUUCUACCUCCGAAAAACACACACACAGAGGAUUAAGCAGAUACAUUACCACCAAUGGAACUCUCUGCCCACCUAUGUCUCGAUUUACGUUUGCUUGAAUUCAACAGCUUACUGGUUUCUGCAUUUUGCAGAACUGUUUGGGCAAUAUUUGCCUUUAAAAAAUUUACCAAGUAACUUUUGAGUCCUGGUAAUAAUAAAUAUGUAUAAAUAUAAACUUUUUGCUUUCUUCGAAUGCUAGCCUUCAGCCGUUCUCUUGCAUUACACCAUUCCAACCCUGUUCUCAGUGAAAACAGAGGCUUGUGCACAAUAAGGUAAAUGCGGACUUUCAUGUGUCCUGCCCAUGAGGUUGGCGGAGGACAGAGGUGGACUGAGGAAAGAAGCAGAGUGAUGUCUUCCAGUAUAAGAUGCCUUACCUUUCAAGUUUUGACCUUUGUCUUUAGGCAGGAUUGUACUACUGGCGAAAUGAAAGCUAGAAGGAGGAGCUAGAUUUUGGCGCUUGAAGAUGAGCCUGUAUACGAAUUGUGUGAGUGUGAAUGUAUGUAUGUGUGUGUAUGUGUGUAUAUAUAUAUAUAUAUAUAUAUAUAUAUAUGUGCAUGUUUGGCAUGUAUGUGUGUAUAUGUAUAGGUAUCAUAUAUCUACACACUUUGAUACAAAUAUGAAUGGGCUGUUUGUCAUAUAUAUAUAUAUAUAUUAUGUACUCUACUGUAACUGUGCAAUUUUGCCCCCUCGGUUUUGUGACCUCUAGGACUUAAAACAUUUUGCUUGUGUUAUUAAAGGCUAUAUGCCUCCCUUUAUACCGAUCAUACAUGUAUAUCAAAGACCUUGAUUUGUCGCAGGUUGUCUGUAUCAUGAAGACCGGGAUUACAUUAGGUUCUGUUCUGGCCACUAGCGCAUUGCGUAGUUGCAUUUCCAAAGAGCAGUAUUUGACCUUGAUCUUAAACAUUUCACAUCAUCUUCUAAAAUGACUUAGGAUUUUUAUGCAUUUGGGUUAGUGUAGAAUUCCUUAUCCAGACCCUGCAGCCAUUGAUAAUGUGAUUUGAGUUGUAGGGAGAAGCUUCUUAUUGUAACUCCUCAAUUGUCAAACUUUAAACUCAGGAGUCUCAGCAGAGGUCAAAUCCGAGAGGGAUCAUUCAGUGCUACACUGUCACAGUAUCUGUGCAAUGCCAGACAAUCGAAUGAAUGACCAAGAUAACAGAGCAGCAGCUAAAGCGACGCCUUUCUAAAAAAUAAAAAAAAUUAUAAAAAAAAAAACUAUUACAUUAUAUGGAAACUAAUAUAUUUCUAUAUGGGAUGAGCAGAUGUAUAGACGCGCGACUAGUUCUGGAGAAUGGUAAAUCAAAAGCAAUGAUUCCUUCUUAUUUUUUACCAAGUGUUCUUCUUAAUCAGAAUCCAUCAAAGUACAAGCCUGUAUUUUAAUCCUUUUCUUUUAAUUUGUCUCCAGACCUUUUGAUGUUACAUGUUUUACUGUAAAGUGAUGUAUCAAACCUGAUCAGAACAGUGGGACAUUUGUUAGCAAUAAUGAAAAUGGAAUGAAAGCUUUAUUUAAUGUAUGUAUACCCUGAUAGAUAAGUUCUUUAUCAUAUUUUUUGUUCUAAAUACAAAUAUAUCAUAAAUGAGUUUAAUAUGAGUUGUUCCCAAACUAUUGUGUCUUUUGGAUAUUAAACUGUGAAGUAUAUGCCAUGAUUGAUUUCUGGGUGAAUCGUAGAUAUGUAGUUUGCAUGUUCAGCUAAUUUUGUCAUUUUAUUUUUUAUUUUUUCCUCUCUCUUUAUUUCCUCUCAGGGCUUUGCAGAUUGAUUUCUAUGAAUUAUUUUAUUUUGUCAUUUCUACGUUUUUAGAUUAACUGCUCAUGAAAUCACUACAAUAAGCACUUGACUGUGAAUGCAAUAAAAGCCCCGGCACAUAGUAGAGCUGGGGCUACAGAACAGUCACAAUUCCAGUAUCCCAAUGAUUUUUCUUCCUGUCCUUUGACUGUACGAACAACAUUAGCUACUGCAUCCCAUUGUAAGGGGAAGCUAUGGUGAAAAUGUCAAAUUUCAUAUUUUUUCUAAAGGGAACUUCAACUGCUGCUAUGCAUGUACAAGACUGGUCUAUGCCACAUGAACAGAGAAUCAUUUUUGUUUUGGUACUUGUUUUCCUCCUUUUUAUUUAGCUGUACAGUACUUCCAAAUUCAGAGUGAAAUGCUGUUCUGUAUGAAACAAU